Messenger RNA from Stegastes partitus (bicolor damselfish), 1015 nucleotides. Its product is annotated as GTPase IMAP family member 4-like. NCBI's taxonomy places the organism in Eukaryota, Metazoa, Chordata, Actinopteri, Pomacentridae. The record is from RefSeq and is a predicted model, not a curated record. Gene Ontology annotation, molecular function: GTP binding. The transcript is spliced from 2 exons. The coding region runs from base 91 to 930 and encodes 279 amino acids.
UAAUCUUGAAAAAGAACACGUUAGAAACUAGUCUGGACAGUCUAUCCAGUUUGAUCGGAGUUACUGGUUUUUCUUGCUCUCUACAACAACAUGGGAUUAACCACAGCUGAAGACUCCUGCUCUCCAGUUAUUACUGACCUGAGGAUUGUCCUGCUCGGAAAGACUGGAUCAGGAAAGAGUGCAACAGGGAACACCAUCCUGGGAAAGAAAGCUUUUGCCACAAGCAUGUUUUCAUCUUCCGAGACCAAGAAUUGUAAGGAACAAAUCGUCCACUUUGAUGAAAGAACCGUGCGUGUCUUUGACACUCCCGGGAUCUUUGACACGUCAGUUGACGACGAGACAUUGAAAAGUGAAAUAGAGCGAUGUAUCACGCUGUCUCUCCCAGGACCCCAUAUAUUCCUGCUAGUGAUCAGACUGGAUGUUCGCUUCACAAAAGAGGAGAAGGAUGCUGUAAAGUGGAUCAAGGAGAACUUUGGUGCAGAAGCCUCCAAGUACACAGCAGUGCUUUUCACUCACGGUGAUGUGCUCAACAAAACUUCCAUUGAGGACUAUUUACACCGAAGUCCUGAGCUGAGCGAGCUCAUCGAUGACUGUAAAGCCGGGUACAUAGUGUUUGACAACACACGCAUGAAUGAUCGCACACAGGUAGCUGAUCUGUUUGAAAAGAUAGACACCACUGUGCAGUCAAAUGAGGGCUUUUAUACCAGCAGCAAAUACGAAGAGGCCCAGAAACAAUUGGAUUGGGAAAGAUUUAAGGGAAAGUGUGGCGACACCCUGAAAUCUGCAGGUUCUUUGUUGGUGGGGGCAGCUUUGUAUUCUGCUGCCCCUGCUGCUGCAGCCAGACGACCACUGCUAGUAGCUGCAGUUGCAGUUGCAGGGGUCACUGGAACUGUUUGGAGGUGGAUCAGACCGAAAACAAAAACCAACUAAGUCAGGACUCCUAUGAAGUCAGCCAUGUCAUACUUAAGUACAAAUUCACAUUCGACUUUUCUGAUAUUGCAUUUAUUCAUUGCAU